Dicentrarchus labrax (European seabass) is the source of this 2643-nucleotide messenger RNA. It is a transcript of the gene rint1, whose product is annotated as RAD50 interactor 1. Gene Ontology annotation, biological process: endoplasmic reticulum to Golgi vesicle-mediated transport; retrograde vesicle-mediated transport, Golgi to endoplasmic reticulum; regulation of ER to Golgi vesicle-mediated transport. The coding region runs from base 43 to 2418 and encodes 791 amino acids. Gene Ontology annotation, cellular component: Dsl1/NZR complex. The record is from RefSeq and is a predicted model, not a curated record. Lineage: Eukaryota; Metazoa; Chordata; Actinopteri; Moronidae. The transcript is spliced from 15 exons.
UACAGAAGCUAGUCAGUUUGUUGACAGCGCGGAGGAAGAAAUAUGGCGGCGCCCACAGCAUUGGUGCAGAUAAUGAACACACGGACAGAUAAUUGCUUAAACGCAACCGGCCAACGUGGCAAAUGUUUUUUAGUAGACUCAGGCGAACUACAGGACUAUUUAGUGGAUUUCUUGGAGAAUGAGGUAGGCAGCGACCUGAAAUCCUUGAGGAAUGUUGGUGACCUGCUGGAUAAACUGAGAGAGGAAAACAACGUCUUGGAGGAACAGGUUCUGACUGUAUCCAGCUCUGUGCCUCCUAAAGUUUUUGCAGCUCUGUCUGCUGCAGAGGAGGCACGAUGUUCCCUGGAGGACCUGCUGCAGAGAGAGCGAUUGAUCUCCAACAUGCUGCACCAGCACCUACAGGGGGCCCAGCCUUGGAUGGAUAAUCUUGGCCAGACACUUAACCAAGUCGACACUAUAGAGAGACACAUGAAAUAUCUACGGUGCCUUCAACAUAUAGAGGAACUCAGUGCUGCCGUUCAGCAGUGUCUGAUGACCAGCAGUGUCUGGGAGGCCAUAAGGGCAGUGGAUAGCAUGGCUAUGCUGGAUGCUGGACUAAACCAAUCUGGGUGUUCUCAUCUUCAGAACUUCCUCCGAGAAACACUUCACUUCUGGCACAAGAUCAUCAAAGACCGACUGGCCAGUGAUUUUGAGAAAGUAUUGACUCAACUUCAUUGGCCCAUCAUCUCCCCUCCAACUCAGUCACUGACUCCCACUACCAACUGUCAGGAGCUCAACAGCCAGCUGGAGCUGCUGGUCACACAGCUCCUUGCCCUGCAGACCUCUGAUAACCUCUUAUCCCAGAGGGCUUUGGCUUCUAGUGUGCCUUCUGUCCAGCCUGCUUCUUCAGCCACACCUCCGUCCCAAGCUCCUCCCCUGUGUCUUCCAAUCCAGAUCAUGCUGCAGCCACUCAGCAAGAGGUUCAGAUACCACUUCUAUGGGAAUCGACAGACCAACUCCCUUGGCAAGCCAGAGUGGUACCUCACUCAAGUUCUGAUGUGGAUGGGUAACAGUUCGACCUUCAUGGAGGAAAAGAUCCAACCCAUCCUGGAGCGAGCUGGGGCCACCAUCAGUGCCAGGGUGGAGCUGUGUCGAGGCCUGUUGUCUCUGGUUCAGGAGAAGGUGGCCAGUGAUGCUUCUAGGCUGCUGUACGAUGAUAUGAUCUUUUGUCACUUGGUGGAGGAGGUGCUACAGUUUGAGAAGGAGCUGCGAAGCAACCAGUUGUAUCCAGCAGUGCUGCCUGGUCUGCUUCACCUACUCCUUGAGGAUGCAAUCCUUCAGAAGUGGCUCACUGUGGAAAAGAAGAUGGCAGUAGAGAAGAUGGACGCCAUGCUGUCAGCCGAGGGAGCCUGGAGCUCUCAAUACAAAGAUAUCAGUGAUAUGGAUGAGCUGAAGGCUCCAGAUUGUGCUGAGACUUUCAUGACUCUGCUACAGGUCAUCACUGAACGGUACCGGACUUUGCCCUGUCCUUCUGCACAACUGAAGUUUCUGGGGCUACAGAGAGAACUGGUGGAUGACUUCCGUAUACGGCUCACCCAGGUGAUGAAGGAGGAGUCUCGCUGCCCCCUGGGUGCCCGUUAUUGUGCCAUCCUUAAUGCUGUCAACUACAUCUGCACCAUCCUGGGAGACUGGGGGGACAAUGUGUUCUUCCUGCAGCUGCAGCAAGCAGCGGUUUCACUUGGUGAGGAAGGAUUACUGGGAGGUCUGGGGAUUAUGGAGGUGGGUCGCCUGGCUUCUCUGGAGGGCUCUCUAUUUGAAGGUCUGCUGGCAUUGCUGGAUCGACUUAAAGGAGACAUGAUGGGAAGACUUUUGGAAUGGACCAUUAGGGAAAUCACAGAAAAAGCCAGACCAUACUGCCAAGACAGGUGGUUGUCCCUACCAUCCCAGCAUGACCAGUCCACCAUGACCCUGUCCAGUUCAGCAUGUCCCAUGAUGCUCUGUGUGAGGGACAGACUGUUGAACCUUCAUCAGGUCCUGAGUCUCUCUCUAUUCCAACUUGCCUGGCAGGGCCUGGCGGAGAGACUUGACAACUUUCUCUACCAGGAUGUGAUCCUGUCUAAUCAUUUCAGUGAUGGUGGGGCAGCUCAGCUUCAGUUCGACAUGACCAGAAACCUAUUUCCUCUGUUUGGGCACUACUGCAAAAGACCUGAGAACUUCUUUAAGCAUGUCAAGGAGGCGUGUAUCAUCUUGUGUCUUAAUGUGGGCUCUGCUAUUCUGCUGAGGAAUCUCCUUAAAGAGUCAGAGGAGGAGAUGAGAGAUUGGGCAGGCGCGGAGGAUCCUCCACCAGAGUCUGCAUUGCAUGAGUUGGGGGUUUAUUGCUUGGCACCCUGUGAUGUGUUGAUCCUGCUCAACCUUAGAGCCUCCUGGCCUGGACAGUAACAAUGAUCCUUGUUGGUGUAGAGGGUGCAUCAGAUUGAGCGCUCUUAAAAAUUUGCCUUAAUCUUCUAUGUAAAUGUUAAUCACAUAGUAUUUAAUUGUCAUUGUACUACCUACUUACCCAUUAUCUAAGUUGACUGAAGUACAACAACAAGUACAAACAAUAAUUGUCCUUUGUCUGGUGGAUUAUGUAAUAAACUCUGCUUACCUGCAAUGAUCUUACCUUUA